AUGAAGGCCGUCCAUUUUGGUGCUGGUAACAUUGGACGAGGAUUUGUCGCCGAAUUCUUGUACAAUUCAGGAUAUGAAAUUGUUUUUUGCGAUAUUUCCGUACCUUUAGUAAAUCGACUAAAUGAGCAAAAGAAAUAUAAGGUUGUCCGAGUUGGAGGUGAGGGUAUGAGCGAAGUGACAAUCACCAAUUAUCGAGCCAUCAACACCCAGACGAACGCGACAAAUGCUAUUGAAGAGAUUAUGUCUGCCGAUCUCGUGACAUGCUCCGUCGGUCCUAAGGUUCUAGAGUUUAUUGCGCCAAUUAUAGCAAAAGGUAUUGAUGGAAGAUCGAAUAAAGCUCCCCCGGUUACUAUAAUUGCCUGUGAAAAUGCAAUAGCAGCAACUGAAACUCUAGCAAAUUACGUCAGGGAUCCAAGCUACACCGACCCAGAUCGUCUGAGCCAUCUCAAUGAGCGGGCAAAGUUCGCAAAUUCGGCUAUUGAUCGUAUUGUUCCAGCCCAAAAUCUAGAUGCUGGAUUAGAUGUGAAGCUAGAAUUAUUUUAUGAGUGGAUAGUUGAUCUGACAUCAUUUCAAGGCCAUUCACCUCCGAAAAUUGAUGGUGUCAAAUGGGUUGAAAACCUAGCCCCUUAUAUUGAGAGAAAAUUAUUCACUGUCAACACUGGCCAUGCAACAGCUGCGUAUUAUGGUUAUGUCUACCAAAAAGCCACUGUUUAUGAUGCUUUGCAGGAUAUCCUAAUUCUAGAGGAGGUUAAAAAUGUCUUAAAAGAGACAAGCGAACUAAUUACUUCAAAGUAUUGCAUUAAAGAAAGUGAGCAUGAAGAAUAUGUGAAAUCAAUUAUAAAGCGCAUUAGUAAUCCUUAUCUUGAAGAUACGAUUGAAAGAGUUGGGCGAUGUCCCUUGAGAAAAUUAGGCAGAGAUGAGCGUUUUAUUAGACCCGCUGUGGAACUUGCAAGAGAUGGGAGAUCUAUACAAGGAAUUUUAAGAGCUAUUGAGAUGGCAUUUAGAUUUCAAAAUGUUGACGGAGAUGAUGAAAGCAGAGAAAUGGCUUCAAUUCUGAAGGAUAAUUGUCCAGAGGAAGUUGUCAAGAGAAUUUGCGGGUUGAAGAGUGACGAAGUUCUAUUUGGUUUGGUUGUUGAUGCUGUUAAAAAGGUUCAAGCCGAUGAUUCUGAGGGAACAUAA
Messenger RNA from Blumeria graminis f. sp. triticale, 1179 nucleotides. Lineage: Eukaryota; Fungi; Ascomycota; Leotiomycetes; Helotiales; Erysiphaceae. The record is from the annotation of a GenBank genome assembly.